This is a messenger RNA of Phytomonas sp. Hart1, 1053 nucleotides long. The record is from the annotation of a GenBank genome assembly. Lineage: Eukaryota; Euglenozoa; Kinetoplastea; Trypanosomatida; Trypanosomatidae.
CAAAUCCAUUAAUAUUCAAGAACUCCAGGCCAAUUUGUGGUGCUGGUACUAAAAAGCGUAACGAAAAACAAAAGAAAAAGAGAAACAGCGUGUUUAACGUACUUCAAGAAUUAGUGAUCAAUGACUACUGUGUCCCAGGCGCGUGUUGCCGGAUUGGCUUCACGUCGGUUAGCCAAUGAACUUAACAUCCUUGCUCGCUCUGGCAAAUGGGAGAUCGCGAUGGCGACACUUCAGCGGAUCGAACCCUCCAACACCGUCCAGGAAAAUGUUUACCAUUACACCAUCGUUAUCAGCGCCUGUGGGCGCGCAGGAAAGCUUGCAGAGGCGUUCUCCGUUUUUGACCGUAUGAAAGAAAGACAAAUUCAGCCAAAUUUGUGUACUUAUACCGCUCUUAUCACCGCUUGUGCAAACAAAGGGCUAAUAAACGACGCAUUUCGCGUCUAUGCGGAAAUGCGGCUUCAGAAAGAAAUUCCAAACGUGAAAACGAUAACCGCAAUAGUCACCGCAUGCGCGCGCGUUGGGAAAUGGGAGAAGGCGAUUCAAGUUCUCAAAGAAGCGGAACGACUUUCAAUUGAAACAAAUGUUAUAACGUAUACGGCGGCGAUUGAAGCUUGUCGUCGGGCUGAGGUUUGCAAACCUGCUAUGGCUCUCUUGGCGCUUAUGCACAAUUCACAAAAUUUGAGGCCGAAUAAUGUUACGUACAAUACCGUGUUGGGUGCGUGCACUGCCGCAAACGAUACGAAUGCCGUGCUCCAAGUUUACGCGAAGAUGGUGGCUGAUGGAUAUGGACCGGUGGCGUAUACGCGAGAUUUGUUGAUCAAGCAUUUUAAGGGGACUGAUACGGAAGAUUUGGUCCAAGCACUGGAGAUUCAAGGAAAUGCUAGAUCUAGAAUGCAAGGUUCAGAUUCCGCCGCCGCCAUGGAGGCUGCCCAAGGGAGUAAUUAAAUAUUCAAAUAGGUUUUCUCAAAUUUGUAAGUGUAACGCUGAUUCAGAUACUCACAUGUGAAACCCUCCCUCCAAAAAAAAAAAAGAAUAUUCUGUGAUGCAAUAAAA